Molecule: messenger RNA, 513 nt
Organism: Trichechus manatus latirostris (Florida manatee)
Lineage: Eukaryota; Metazoa; Chordata; Mammalia; Sirenia; Trichechidae
Gene: LYPD6B
Product: LY6/PLAUR domain containing 6B
Exons: 4
Coding region: 7-513 (168 amino acids)
Molecular function (GO): acetylcholine receptor regulator activity
Source: RefSeq, a predicted model, not a curated record
AUCAGGAUGCUGCUCCUCUGCCAUGCUCUAGCUGUAGCACUUAUCCAGAUCUUUAUCGUCUCAGAAAAUUGGGCAUUUGCCAAGAACAUCAACUUCUAUAAUGUGAGGCCUCCUCUCGACCCAACACCAUUUCCAAACAGCUUUAAGUGUUUUACCUGUGAAAAUGCUGGGGAUAAUUACAACUGCAAUCGAUGGGCAGAAGACAAAUGGUGUCCACAAAAUACACAGUACUGUUUGACAGUUCAUCACUUCACCAGUCAUGGAAGGAGUACAUCCAUCACCAAAAAGUGCGCCUCAAAGAGCGAAUGCCAUUUUGUUGGCUGCUACCACAGAGAUUCUGAACAUACAGAGUGUAGGUCUUGCUGUGAAGGAAUGAUCUGCAAUGUAGAAUUACCCACCAAUCACACGAACGCAGUCUUCGCAGUAAUGCAUGCUCAGAGGACAUCUGGCGGCAGCACCCAUACACUCUACCUACCAGUACUUGCCUGGGUCUUCACGCUUCCAUUACUAUGA